Molecule: messenger RNA, 405 nt
Organism: Parasteatoda tepidariorum (common house spider)
Lineage: Eukaryota; Metazoa; Arthropoda; Arachnida; Araneae; Theridiidae
Source: RefSeq, a predicted model, not a curated record
UGAAAUAUUUAAAAAGAAAUCAAGAAUUUUAUUUUAACAUUUUAGGUCUGUCAAUCUACUAUGGAUAAAGAAUCAUCAAAAUCGUUAUUUUCUUUACUGUGCUGUCCUAAUAUAUACGGAAUUAACUUUGAGUCCUCCAGUUUAAAUGAAGUACUUUCAGUUUUCGAGGACGAAAUAUUACUGGAUUGCUGUUCAUCAUCAGCAGAAUAUGCUCUUGUUGAAUACCUCACUCGCAUAGUGGAGCCAAUUGGAUGGAAAGCUGUCUGGAGGUCAACUAGAAAAUCUUCUAUUGUUGAUUCAGAGUUAGAUUUCAUAGUGGAAGUUGUGAAUGUGGGAAUAGUUAGAGGCUGGUGAAAUCAGUAAUCGGAGCUGACCUCAACCAGAUACAGUGGAUUCUGCACGAAG